AUGUCUUACAAACACGAUGACCAUGACGAUAUCAACGACAGAGGUAGAUCAUACCUGGCCGACGCACCAGACGACUGCGACAUUUCCGAUUCAGACACAGCUGUCGAAGAAAGUAUCGAGCCUUCCGGUUCUGAAUUCGGAUUUCAACCACAGGCGGGUCCAUCUCCUAAAGAUGAUAGUAAAAAAGUUCUAUAUUAUCCUGAACUGAGGCGCUUUGAUUCCGAUGGUAAUCUAUCCAUCGCAUCCCUGGAUCGGAUCUUCAUGACCAUCAACGGCAUGUUCUUUGAGACAAAACUUCCACAUCCAAAGUUUACUCGAAAACAUGCCAACGACCCUGACCUCACUCCAGAAGUGAGCGUCCCUCUCAAGUCCAAUCUCAUACUCACCGCCUUUCUCAAAACCACUCCCGUUAUCGACAAACAAAUCAGACGAAACUCGAAGGUUCGUUUGGUCGAUUUUAGUAGAUCGCCCAGCAUCAUUCUUCCACCCGGUGGCACAUAUGAUGAUCAAGUGGGCUUUCUCCUAGAUGCAAUGAUCGAUCUCUGGCAUGGCUACGCAUGGAAAGGUAUGCGAGAUAACUUAAUCACUUUGAACGACGGGUGCAUACAAGAGCGAACUUGGGCAGACGAUCGGGAGAUACCUGCCUUGAUUGAGGAUGUUGAGAAGCAUUUCGGCGUGCAGAUACGUCUGAGAAGAAUUACUAUGCCGGACCCUAAGAAGUCGCUGCUUGAGGAUAGAGAAGAACAAUCAAAGAACAUAUCACGUUUGGCAGAAGCGUCAAAGAAGAGAUUUAUCAGAUUCUGA
Molecule: messenger RNA, 804 nt
Organism: Sclerotinia borealis F-4128
Lineage: Eukaryota; Fungi; Ascomycota; Leotiomycetes; Helotiales; Sclerotiniaceae
Source: the annotation of a GenBank genome assembly